This is a messenger RNA of Suncus etruscus (white-toothed pygmy shrew), 1054 nucleotides long. It is a transcript of the gene GSTK1, whose product is annotated as glutathione S-transferase kappa 1. Gene Ontology annotation, biological process: glutathione metabolic process. The record is from RefSeq and is a predicted model, not a curated record. Gene Ontology annotation, cellular component: peroxisome; mitochondrion. Gene Ontology annotation, molecular function: glutathione peroxidase activity; glutathione transferase activity. NCBI's taxonomy places the organism in Eukaryota, Metazoa, Chordata, Mammalia, Eulipotyphla, Soricidae.
AUGAAGGGCUCCCGCAGAGCAGGAGCAAGAGGCAAGAGACAGAGGCGGGGCUCCGGGGCAGGCGGGAAAGGGGCGUUGUCGCUCCGCUGCAUCAGGGAGUUUGCCGCAGUUCCUUCCAGAGCCCCACCAUGGGACCCCCUGCCGCGGACCCUGGAGCUCUUUUAUGACGUGCUGUCCCCCUACUCCUGGCUUGGCUUCGAGGUCCUGUGUCGCUAUAAGAACAUCUGGACUGUUAACCUGCAGUUGCGCCCUCCCCUCAUUGCAGGCAUCAUGCAAGACAGUGGAAACAAGCCACCAGCUAUGCUUCCCCGCAGAGGCAAAUACUUGCUAAAUGACAUCAAGCUCCAGGGACAGCAUUUCCAGGUUCCCCUCAAUAGCCCCAAGGAUUUCUUACCUUUGUCCACAGGAAGUUUGUCGGCCAUGCGCUUCCUCACUGCUGUGAACAUGAAGCAUCCCGAGAUGCUGGAGAAAGUGUCCAGGGAACUCUGGUUGCGUGUCUGGUCACGGGAUGAAGAUAUCACGGAGCCCCAGAGUAUCAUGGCUGCUGCAGAAAAGGCUGGCAUGUCUUCAGAACAAGCCCGAAAGCUCCUGGAAAUGAUCUCAACAGCAGAAGUGAAGAACCAACUCAAGGAAACCACUAUGAAAGCCUGCAAGUAUGGGGCCUUUGGGCUGCCCUUCACUGUGGCCCAUGUGGAUGGCAAGACCCACAUGCUGUUUGGCUCUGACCGGAUGGAGUUGCUGGCCUUUUUGUUAGGAGAGAAGUGGAUGGGCCCUGUGCCUCAAGCGAUGAAUGCCAAGCUAUAAGGAUGCCCAGAGGAAGAAACAGACUGGUGUCAAAAGAAACCCAUCUGCUUGCUCCUCCUCCACUGUGGGGCACUAGGACACUAAUUCCCUAACUUUCCCAUUCUUGGGGUGUUUCGGAGGAGUUUAUGUGAGACAGCAUGUAUUCCGACUCUCAUGGAUACUUUUACUUCUGUGCCUCAUACUCUCAAGUGCCUUCAGAAGCCUCAAAAGUAUUUUUCCCACAAAAUAAACCUCAUGUAAUUAGAGCUUA